Messenger RNA from Anopheles maculipalpis, 1860 nucleotides. RefSeq lists its product as uncharacterized. Lineage: Eukaryota; Metazoa; Arthropoda; Insecta; Diptera; Culicidae. Bases 1 to 1860 code for a protein of 619 amino acids. The transcript has 5 exons. The record is from RefSeq and is a predicted model, not a curated record. Gene Ontology annotation, biological process: transmembrane transport; monocarboxylic acid transport. Gene Ontology annotation, molecular function: monocarboxylic acid transmembrane transporter activity.
AUGGAAAAAUUGAAAGCUGCUAAAAAAGUCGCCCCGGACGGGGGCUGGGGUUGGAUGGCGACGUUCGGCGUGAGCAUGGUGAAUUUGGCCACGCGCUCGAUCGAACCUUCGUUUGGGCUGCUGUUCGGCGAUCUGCUCAAGGACAUGCAGGUCGGCACAACCGGUGCCGCCAUCAUUAUCAGCACGCUCGAUGUGAUGAUGAACUUUUCCGGCCUGUUCGUGGGCCCACUGCUGAAGGAGUUUUCCUACCGGAAGGUUGCGAUCGCUGGCUCGCUGCUCUGCUGUAUCGGGCUAGCGCUCACAUCACCCGCCUCCAAUAUGGCGCACAUCCUCGCCACGUACAGUGUGGUCAAUGGUGUGGGCGUUGGUCUCGCAACAUCAGCCGCGUUCGUAGCGCUCAAUCACUACUUUGCGAAGAAGCGUGGCCAAGCGGUAGGCCUUUCGAUGGCCGGUACGGCACUCGGUAUGCUGAUAAUGCCACAGCUCGUCCGCAUACUGCUCGAGCUGUACGGGUUUCGCGGAGCGGUACUGGUGCUGAGCGGGCUCGCCCUUCACGCCACGGUCGGUGCGAUGCUGCUGCAACCGAUCAAGUGGCACCUGAUCGAGGAGGAGGUCGACAUCGAGCUGGUUGAGGCGACGCCCCCGAUGGGCAUUAUACUCGAGCAGGAGGACGACGAUAAUGAUUCGCUGCCGGAGAUUAAAUCGCUACUAUUUCCACGGCGUGUCGGCAGCGAGCGGAAGCAGUCGGAUGCAACGGGCGCAACGUCGGCCGCGGUAGCUACGGCGAGCGGUGGAUCGGCAGCGACCGGGAAUGGUGCGGCAGCGGGUGCCGUUGGAGGGCUGCCGAAACGUCCCACGUUUCCGCGCAUUACGUCGUCGGUUAGUGUGCAGAAUCAGGGUGGGGUAGGAAUGCGCACAAGGCCUUCCUUUCCGCGGAUCGCAUCAACCGCGAGCAUGAGUCUGGCGUUACGUCGGCGCCGUGAAUCGGUCGUUUCGCAGCUGUCUACAAUGGACUUUACGGGCAGUGGAAGCUGUAUGCAUAUCCACGUGGAUACAGGUGAUGCUGAUGCGGAAGAUGUCGACUAUCAGAUCAUACGGCGCGUCAGUACGCACGUCGGUGUCUCCACGCUCGGUUCGUUUGCACGCGUGCCCUCGCGAACGAAGCGCAUGGAGACGGUAAAAUCGGAACUGGGACUGGAGAUGGUAAAGCCGAAAGUGUCCUUCCUGCAGCGCUUUACCGCACUGAUGGACGUGGGACUGCUGCGUGACGGUAUCUACCUUAACAUCCUGUUCGGCCUAUCGAUCUUCUACGUCGCCGAGAUGAACUUCAAGAUGGUGACACCGUUCUUCAUGGCUAGCCUCGGGUUUGACAAAAGUGACACCGCGUUCGUGCUGUCCGUGUCGGCACUGACCGAUAUUGCCGCCCGUAUUAUCGUGCCACCGAUCGGCGAUCGGUUGAAGAUACGCAAGCGUUACAUCUUCAUGGUCUCACUGAUAUUCGUCGCAAUCACACGAUCAAUCGUUGCCCACCAGCGUACGUACACCGACGUAAUGAUAUGGCUCUCGGUGACCGGGUUCUUCCGUGGCAUUGCGCUCGCCAACUUUACCCUGUGCGUGUCCGAGUACUCGUCGCUCGAAAAGCUGCCGGCCGCGUUCGGCUGGCAUAUGGUCGGCAAGGCGGUGUUUGUGAUCGCGUUCGGUCCACUGAUCGGUGCGAUCCGCGACUGGACCGACAGCUACGCGAUCUGCAUCCACUCGCAAUCGUUCUGCAUCCUGCUGUGCGUUACCGCCUGGUCGAUCGAGCUGCUGGUGAAGCGAUGCCGCACGAAAAAAAUCGUCGAAGCAAAUCCCACCGUUUAG